Hippopotamus amphibius kiboko is the source of this 963-nucleotide messenger RNA. Its product is annotated as olfactory receptor 4C11-like. Bases 1 to 963 code for a protein of 320 amino acids. Gene Ontology annotation, cellular component: membrane. Lineage: Eukaryota; Metazoa; Chordata; Mammalia; Artiodactyla; Hippopotamidae. Gene Ontology annotation, biological process: G protein-coupled receptor signaling pathway. The record is from RefSeq and is a predicted model, not a curated record. Gene Ontology annotation, molecular function: olfactory receptor activity; G protein-coupled receptor activity. The transcript is spliced from 2 exons.
AUGAAUGAACCACUUCUCAGCUGUGUCUGUUCUACACUCACUGUAACUAUAGAGGUGAAUAGCAGUGUGAAUGAGUUCAUUCUGCUUGGACUGACACAGGAUGUACUAAAAGAGAAAGUAGUAUUUGUGAUCUUCUUGUUCCUAUACCUGGCAACUCUUUUGGCAAACUUUCUAAUAGUGAUGACCAUAAGGUAUAGCCAGACACUUGAGAGCCCCAUGUACUUCUUCCUUUUCUACUUAUCUUUUGCUAAUGCCUGUUUUUCAACAACCACUGCUCUUAGGUUAACUGUAGAUUCUGUAUCUGAGAAGAAAGUCAUCUCCUACAAUGAGUGCAUGACCCAGGUCUUUGCAGUUCACUUCUUUGGGUGCGUGGAGACCUUGGUGCUUGUCCUAAUGUCCUUUGAUCACUAUGUGGCCAUUUGUAAGCCUCUGCAAUACACAACCAUCAUGAGCCAGUGUGUCUGUGGUGCAUUGGUGAAGCUGACCUGGGUGGGGUCUUGUAUCCACUCUUCAGCACAGAUUCCCUUGGCUUUGAGGUUACGCUUCUGUGGCUCCAAUGUUAUUGACCACUAUUUCUGUGACAUGCAACCUUUGUUGACACUUGCCUGCAUGGAUACAUAUGUCAUGAAUCUAUUCAUAGUGUUUAACAGUGGGGCCAUAUACAUGGUGAGUUUCAUAUUGCUGCUAAUCUCCUAUGUUUUCACCUUACAUUCUCUGAGUAACCAUAGUGCAGAAGGAAGAAGGAAGGCCCUCUCUACUUGUACCUCCCACAUUAGCGUUAUCACCUUAUUCUUCAUACCUUGUAUAUUCACAUAUACUCGCCCUCUAACUGUAUUUCCAGUGGACAAGAUGGUUGCUGUGUUUUACACUAUUGGGACACCUUUGCUCAACCCUCUGAUUUACACCCUGAGGAAUGCAGAAGUCAAACAUGCCAUGAGAAAGUUAUGGUGCAACAAACUCUGA